GCCGGUGCGCUGGGGGUGGUCAUGGUGCUGCUGCUGGUCAUCCUCAUUCCGGUGUUGGUGAGUUCGGCGGGCACAUCGGCGCACUACGAGAUGCUGGGCACCUGCCGCAUGGUCUGCGACCCCUACGGCGGCACCAAGGCGCCCAGCACGGUGGCCACGCCCGAUCGCGGCCUCAUGCAGUCGCUGCCCACCUUCAUCCAAGGCCCCAAGGGCGAGGCCGGGCGACCGGGUAAAGCCGGCCCCCGGGGGCCCCCGGGGGAACCCGGUCCGCCGGGGCCGGUGGGCCCGCCGGGCGAGAAGGGCGAGCCUGGGCGCCAGGGACUCCCCGGCCUGCCCGGGGCGCCGGGCCUGAACGCGGCAGGGGCGAUCAGCGCCGCCACCUACAGCACCGUGCCCAAGAUCGCCUUCUACGCGGGCCUCAAGCGCCAGCACGAGGGUUACGAGGUCCUGAAGUUCGACGACGUCGUCACCAACCUGGGGAACCAUUACGAUCCGACCACGGGCAAGUUCACCUGCUCCAUCCCGGGCAUCUACUUCUUCACCUACCACGUGCUCAUGCGGGGCGGCGACGGCACCAGCAUGUGGGCUGACCUCUGCAAGAAUAACCAGGUGCGAGCUAGUGCCAUUGCACAAGAUGCAGAUCAAAACUACGAUUAUGCCAGCAACAGCGUAGUCCUACAUUUGGAACCAGGAGAUGAAGUCUAUAUAAAAUUAGAUGGUGGGAAAGCACAUGGAGGAAACAACAACAAAUACAGCACAUUUUCUGGAUUUAUAAUUUAUGCUGACUGAUAUUAAAACAAAAACUAAAUGACCUAAACAAUGGAUUCUCGUGGCAAAAAUGAAAGAAUCAAGAAAUCCCAGAGGAUUCCGGUCGUAGACACUUCAGUAGUGAGGCCAAAUGCUACCUGACUCACAUCUGUACAACCCAGAGAAAGAUGUGUUUAAAAAAAUAGAGCAAGUAUAACAGAUGUGUGGUCCACUAUCGCCAAAGCAAAAUAGUCCUUGUUGUUAAUGUUCAUGUGAAUGAAGUCCUAUAUAAAUCACAAUUUUUAUAGAGAGAAAAAAGAAAAAAAAAGCACCGAAUUACUUCAGCAUAUAUAAUACCCUUGGUGUGCUAUGAUUUCAUGCUGCUUUUCUCCAUCCAUCAGCUUUGGUGCUUGUGACUUAUCUGCUAACUAUGAUGAGGGUGGAACCAAUUCCCAGUAUAUGGUGAAGAAUGGUUUUUCAAUAAAAGGAAGAUGUAACAGAAAUUCUUCUAUUCCCUCCAAAGGAUAUAUUUGCCUAAUCUUUCCAUUCCUUUGCUACCUAGAAAUAGAAAACCAAACUCCUUCAAGGCUUAGCUUUAAUGUUAUUGGACUUAGGUGAGAAUACGGCUACAGCACAAUUGUCUCCCUUUCUGUUCUUGCUUCAGCCCAGCGUAGGACCCCCUCUAGCACCAGGAGGAUUGCCUUUUUUAGUUUAACGAAGGAAGACCUACCCAUGAAUAUGAGUAUGAAGUCAGUGGGCAGUUUGUACAAGCCAGAGGGCCACAGGCAUUCUGAAUGACAUGCAGGGCUCUGACUCUGUAUGCUAAGCUUCAGCAAGAGACAGAAAAUAAUGAAACCAUCGCAUUCCCUGAAAACAAAACGUGAAAUUUUAAAAAAGCAAAAAGAAAACCUGUAUUCUAGGACUAGGAGU
This is a messenger RNA of Candoia aspera, 1677 nucleotides long. It is a transcript of the gene C1QL3, whose product is annotated as complement C1q like 3. The coding region runs from base 22 to 789 and encodes 255 amino acids. The transcript is spliced from 2 exons. Gene Ontology annotation, molecular function: protein binding. The record is from RefSeq and is a predicted model, not a curated record. NCBI's taxonomy places the organism in Eukaryota, Metazoa, Chordata, Lepidosauria, Squamata, Candoiidae.